AUGCCAGCCACACCAGAUCUCAGAGCACGUCUCAUCCGAGACGAUCGAGUCGCUCCAGCUUCCCCAUCCACCUCGACACUCGCCCCCGGACAAAUCCCCAACCACCCUUGGGUCACCUUCGGAGGUGAAACUCUCGCACUCUCCAUCAAUCUUGCCCAGAAGAAUUAUCCCACAGACACCCAGGUCCAGGACUUCCAUCGCAUCGUCCAACUCUACUCGGUAUUUACUAAGACCUGCUUGGUCUCAGUUACACUUCCCGAGUACCGUUUCGACGUCCAAAAGUCCAACCAUGGCCACGUCUUCUUCAAUCUCGUAACAGCCAUCAACCAGUUCCCCCGUCUUGGUCGCUGCGAAGUAGUCUUUCGCAUGCCGGACGAAAACUUCACCCAGCUCACCAAUGCUUGCCAGUUCUACCGUCUCAACUUCAAACAAUGGAAAUUGUUUAGCAAGAUCGGAACUCAACAAGUCCAACAAGUCAAGGUUGGAUCGAGAACGGAUCGCAGAUUGAAUGGUUGGUUCAAAGUCAACAUUGCCGGUUCUCCAUGA
Molecule: messenger RNA, 546 nt
Organism: Botrytis deweyae
Lineage: Eukaryota; Fungi; Ascomycota; Leotiomycetes; Helotiales; Sclerotiniaceae
Exons: 1
Coding region: 1-546 (181 amino acids)
Source: RefSeq, a predicted model, not a curated record